UUUUAAAUUGAAAAACAAAAUAACUGACUGCUUAAAAUUUUUCAGAGAAGACAAUUUUUUACAUUUUACAAUGAGACAUAGAAAAUGAUACACCAAAGAAACACAGAGAAAUGUUAAUCUAGGUCAGGUUCCACGUAGCCAGCUCCUAAUAUUUUCACUUUGUCAGAUUUUAUCUCUUGUAAAGAAGAAAAAAAAAUUCCCAGGAGGUGAAAGAGAAAGGAAAUGCUUUUGUUUUUCAACUGUGAAGCUGGAGUUUCCAUGACCUCAUUGUGAGGCCAUCGCUCUUCUUGGAGGUAUUAAUAAUUUGUCUCUUGUUAGAGUACAGCUUCUAAUUUAGGGCUCAGUGACUUAGGGUAAUUUAGAAGGGAUCAGAAAACAUAAUUUUAAAGACUGGAAAAUGAUGGCCAUGAGCAAUAUACAUGAAAAUUGAUAUUAUUGGAGUUGGAGUAUAGAAAGGCAAAAUUCUCUGUGCCAGUUGCAUCAACAAGAAGAAAAUAUUGUCCCACUGAUGAGCACAUACAAACUGGUUCUCUAUGGGGGUGUCCACCCCUAGAGAGAACUGCCAGCCCCAGCAAUAGCAGUUGCUCCCCUCUAGCAGCGUCAUAGAUCACAAAAUAAAAUAGUGCUCUCUCUUCGUAAUUGUGUAAGCCAUAACAUUUGCUGUAUAAUUUUCUUUUCUGAUUUUAGCUUGAUUUUCUGUCCUCGAAAUUUCCUAGGGUUAUAAACAUAAUUGGUGAUUGCUAAGACAAGAAGCCAAUUUUUCUAUUAUAAGAAAUAGCAAAGUACCUUCCGUUUUUGAAGCCUUGCUUACAAAACUUAAAAAAAAUUCCAGGCAUCUGGGAAAUUGAAAUUCAUAAAAUAAUGUUUAAUUAGAAAGGGAAGGAAGCUACAUUUGUAGAACAGAGUAAUUUGAUUAUAUUUUAACUAUUAAAUAGAUUAAUUUUCAAGGUGGUCAUUCUUUAUCAUAUGCACUUAAUUGACAUUAGAUUAUAUUAAGAAUUUAAAUUUAGCUCCCUUUACAAAUUGGCCAAUGCCCAUUCACCCUUGGUAGACUAAUAAGGUUUCUACUAAGCCGUGUUUUUUAUUAAUCCUCAUUACUACUCUUAGAGAAAAGACACGAAUAGGGCCAAAUGGAAUUCUUUCCACUAUUGAGUUCAAUAAACACAAUUUCUGGAGCUGUUUCAACAGAAUGUGAGCAUUAUUAUAAAUUAUUGGGAACUCAGACCCAAAUCCAAACAAUGAAGCAAAACAGACCUUCCUGCCUGUUCUGAUUGCACCACUGUCGUCACAAGUCAAUAAACGUCUAGUGCUUCACUUUAAAAUUUCUUACGAGCUUUUUCUUGGUUCUCUUUCUCUAACUUGGUCUCUCACAAUCUUUUUGUGUCUACAUUUGAGGUCAUCUGUGUCUUCAGUGCAAACCUCAUGCAGAAUAACAAAGAUUCCAGUCGCAGAAAAACCACAAAGUGCUAAAUCCACCUCAGCCUCUGCGUGAGGAAGGCCAUGUCUAAGGAAUGCUGUGAAAUGGGCUCUGGAGGCUUCUCCUGGGCUCAAAGUCAGUUCUUGCCUGGGAGUGCUGUGUGACACAGCAGGCUUUUCCUCCUCUCAGCUUAAGAGCAUGGACCAGUGACAGUGAGGCCCUUUGUCCCUCUCAGCACUCCCUGACCAUCCCUGAUCACAGUUCAGGAAUGCAGAAGUUGGGCUUCUAAGAAAUUAAGCUAGUAUCGUUGCACCAAGUCAUGGGUUUAUGUUUUUGCUUUUUUUUUUCAUAGGCAUUUUAUUUGCCUUCAUUUUUGACCCACUAAUUGACAAUACUUUUUUUUCUUCUGUUGUUGCUAUAAAUACUACGUAGGGGUUUUAAUGAAGUAUUAAUAGACCCUCAAGCUUUUCCUAAUAAAUCACAGGCUUUUGUAUCUUACAGAAAUGUUGCUUAGUUGAGUGAUUCUGGAUCUAAACUAGAUGUAAUUUGCAAAGACGGAGAGAAUAAAGGGAUUUGUAAUAUUUAGGGGCCCAGUUUGAAAUGGUACCAAUGGAUUUAUUUUGUAUUUUUUUAAGGGAAGAGUCCUUGAAAGAGACUAUUAAAUAAUGUCUACUUAUUUUCAGGACAAUAUUGUAAUUGUAGAAGCUUAAAGUAGGAAAAUUAGUUUAAUGAGUGCCACUGCUCUUGUCUAAAAAGAAAUUUCUUCAAAUUAGUCUUUAUUUUUUUGGGGGUAUUCCUAUUUUGUCAAAUGUGAAGUGACAGUAAGAACAGAUACUGUGUUUUUAUGAGACCAAAUUGAGAUCAACUAUAUUUUUUCUUCUUUGCUAUCUGUGUGUGUGAUUCACAGAAUUAAUACAAUCUUAUGAUUUACUCUGUAGUAUACAAGAAAGUUUCAGUUUGUUCUAUUAAUACAGACCACACUUUGAAGAACAUAAUAUAUACAACCUCACAUCGUGUGAGAUUUGAGAUUGAUGUUUAAAGAUUAUUCUUACUAAAGUGGGUAUUUUCCAAAUUAAGUGAAAAGAUAAUAUUUGGAGAAAUUAGAUUGAAUUGGUUGAGGCAUCUUAUUUUUGCUGCUGUUUUUAAAGUUUGAGUUCUGAUGGUCUUCUACUGCAUGUUCUGAUUCUCUAGUAGCGUUUCAUCUUCAAACAUUUUACCCCUAGCAUACCAAUUUUUGUCUUAGAAAUAUGGCCUCUGCCCAUAAGAGACAGAAGAGGUUGCUGAAAUUCUUAAAGGAAUCUAAUUGUAAAGCUGACACACAGAACCAUGGUCACUUUUUGUGACUAGGAUUUGCUCAAAUUCUGGUCUACACUAGCACAUUUGUUCUUCAGUAUUACAUCAAUAGCUCUAAAAUAUAUUAUACAGUUGAUCUCUGCAAUGAUUUCAUUUGUUCUUGAUGUCUAUCUAUCUCAAAUACUACCAUUUGCAUGAAAGAACUAGGUAGCACGUAGGAAGAAUGACUGUUUAAAACAUUAUUGUAGAGUGGAAUAUAGAAUUUAUUUUUGGCCACGUGACUCUGAAGCUAAUUACUUUCCUUGAAUCUUUAGUGAUACUUAUUUCUUUCUAUUAAAUGUGAUCUUCAGUCCUUACUGCGGUUUCUCCCAAAAGGUACCACAAACCCAACAACUAUUACAGCAAACCCAUUAAUGAUAUGUCAUUAUAAUCAGGAGAUUAAACUGUAUUUGGAUAAAUAGGGCCAUUUAAUGUUGCUAAAUUGUACCAGGAGAAGGAAAUCGAAUACAGUUCUGUACUGGGUAUCGUAAGCAGGAUAAAUUUAAAUACUAAGAUUUUAAGAAUCCGUGCUGGCUAAGAAAGGGAGAGCAUUGUCAAAAUUCUCAAGUCACUGAGUAGGAUAGAGUUGGCAGCUGUCUCCCUGAUACUCAUUCACCGAUGGCCUGGAGCAACUUUCCAAAACUAGUGACCAACUGUGCCCUCCAACAUCCGUAAUUUGGUGGACUGAGAUAAGGGUAAAGUAAUAAAACUUAAUGCUUCAAGGCAUAUGUAAACUGUUCUUCUGCAGAGAUAGGGCAGGAAUUUUCUCUGUUCUUUCUGCAGGUCAAGUUCCCAAGGAUCUUCAGAAGUAAUUUGUGAAAUGAAGCCCUGGAGCUGGGAACCUGAAUUUGCCAGCUAAGCUUCCCAAGUAGACUGUAUGUCUGAGUGAAUAAAUGAAUUUGAUCCAAGGAAAAUCCAUUCCUCGCUGCCGAAGAAUUAACAGGAUGCUCUCCAAUGAAUCCCUCCAUCCUCCUGCCUUCAGCCGUUCCAACUCAGAAGCCUCCGUAGACAGCGCCUCCAUGGAGGAUUUCUGGCGGGAAAUAGAAAGUAUUAAAGAGAGCAGCAUGGGAGGGCAAGAAGAGCCACCGCCAGCUGAGGUCACACCUGCGGAUGAAGGAGAACUUGAAGCAGAAUGGCUGCAAGAUGUGGGUUUAUCAACUCUGAUCUCAGGUGAUGAAGAGGAAGAUGGCAAAGCCUUGCUCUCUACAUUGACUCGAACCCAAGCAGCUGCCGUGGAAAAGAGAUACAAUACCUAUACCCAGACCAUGAGGAAAAAGAAUAAGCAAUCUGUCAGGGAUGUCAGAGACAUUUUUGGAGUCAGGGAAUCUCCUCCUCGUGAUACCUGUGACAACCACACUAAUCAGCUGGAUGGCACCAAGGAAGAAAGAGAGCUUCCAAGAGUUAUCAAGGCAAGUGGUUCCAUGCCAGAUGAUGCUUCUCUCAACAGUACUACCCUGUCUGACGCGUCCCAGGAUAAAGAAGGGAGUUUUGCAGUUCCCAGGAGUGACUCUGUGGCUAUACUUGAGACCAUUCCAGAUCUCCCAGUUCAUUCCAAUGGAUCACCGGAGCCGGGACAGCCAGUGCAGAACGCAGUCAGUGAUGAUGAUUAUCUAGAAAAGAGCAUUCCACCAGAGGCUGAAGAGCUGUCAUUUGAAGUGUCUUAUUCAGAAAUGGUUACAGAGGCUCUAAAAAGAAAGAAACUUAAGAAGUCAGACAUUAAGAAAGAAGACCAUGUUUUAACUAAAUUUAUUGUUCAGAAAACCAGAUUUGGCUUAACUGAAGCAGGAGAUCUGUCUGCUGAAGACAUGAAGAAAAUCCGCCAUCUCUCUCUCAUUGAAUUGACUGCCUUUUUUGAUGCCUUUGGAAUUCAACUGAAAAGAAACAAAACAGAGAAAGUAAAAGGACGAGACAAUGGGAUUUUUGGAGUUCCGCUUACGGUCCUCCUGGACAGUGACCGAAAGAAAGACCCUGCAGUGAAAGUUCCCCUGGUAUUACAAAAAUUUUUUGAGAAAGUUGAGGAAUCAGGUCUGGAAUCUGAAGGAAUUUUUCGACUUUCGGGAUGUACUGCUAAAGUCAAGCAAUACCGUGAAGAACUUGAUGCCAAGUUUAAUGCUGAUAAAUUUAAGUGGGACAAAAUGUGCCAUAGAGAAGCUGCAGUAAUGUUGAAAGCAUUUUUCAGAGAACUACCCACCUCUCUCUUCCCUGUGGAAUACAUACCUGCCUUCAUCAGUCUAAUGGAAAGAGGGCCUCACGUCAAAGUACAGUUUCAAGCCUUACACCUCAUGGUCAUGGCGCUGCCUGAUGCCAACAGGGAUACAGCUGAGGCCCUCAUGACAUUCUUCAGUAAAGUGAUCGCCAAUGAAUCAAAAAACCGAAUGAGUCUGUGGAACAUUUCUACAGUGAUGGCACCAAACCUUUUCUUCAGUAGAAGCAAACACUCUGAUUAUGAAGAAUUACUGUUAGCAAACACUGCGGCCCACAUCAUCCGCCUAAUGCUUAAGUACCAGAAAAUUUUGUGGAAGGUUCCAUCUUUUUUGAUCACUCAAGUAAGAAGAAUGAAUGAAGCCACGAUGCUGUUAAAGAAGCAGCUCCCGAGUGUCAGGAAACUGCUCAGGAGGAGGACCCUUGAGCGGGAGACUGCAAGCCCCAAGACUUCAAAGGUACUGCAAAAAUCACCCUCGGCAAGAAGAAUGUCUGACGUGCCGGAAGGAGUCAUACGGGUCCAUGCUCCACUUCUCUCCAAGGUGUCCAUGGCCAUUCAACUCAACAAUCAAACCAAAGCCAAAGACAUAUUGGCAAAAUUUCAAUAUGAAAACAGUCAUGGUUCAUCAGAAUGUAUUAAGAUUCAGAACCAAAGGUUAUAUGAAAUUGGAGGAAAUAUAGGAGAGCAUUGCUUGGAUCCAGAUGCUUAUAUAUUGGAUGUAUAUCGUAUAAAUCCUCAAGCAGAAUGGGUGAUUAAACCCCAACCAAGUUCUUAAAAUAUCCUCAAGAUAGCUGCUAUCAUGUAUUAUAUGCCAAAAAGAUCGUACAUUUUGGUAGGGAAAAAACACUGUGUUUGACAUAUUUGUUCCUACAGCCUUCUCAGUAUUUCUGGCCCUCCGCAGUGGACAUUGUCAGCAUGAACUAUGGAAGGGGCACUGGUUCACCAAUUCAGCUGAAGCUUUCUCAUGAUUUUUUUUUUUUUUUAGAAAAGUAAAGGAAAGAUGAUGUGGUCCUUCCAGAAGAAAGACCAAUCUAGAAUAUGGAACUCUAAUCACUUCUAGUAUUUCAGCUUCCUAGCAGAAAUGAACUUGGCCCUAGACCGAGGGAUAAGCAAUGUUCUUUAUGUAGCCAAUGCUACCCAACGAAAGAGGUGAAAGAGACCCUUUUUUAUACUUAAUGUACAUAUUUGAAUUUUUUUGAGCAAGAAUGCCAGAAAUAGCCUUCAUUUCUACCCUGCAAAAUAAUCCAGAUAUGCUUUUUAAAGAGAAUCGGUUUCUAAAGUGAAACAUACAAUAUUUAUGCUCUGACUGACUCCUGAAUUGGAGGAGGAAGAACUUCUGUUUAAAGAAACUAUAUUGUUAUGUACAUCAGGCUGUGUAUUGUGACUGUCAGCAUUCUGGUGCAAAUGAACUUUUCUCUAUCAUCGACUGUGGAAAAUUGAUACUUUUAAAGCAUAUUCUUCUAUGAGCACAGGUCCUCCUAGUGAAGCUUAGUUUGACAAAGGGUGUCAUAUGUAUUAACAUUCACAGAGCCUCUAUUUUCUCAUUAUGAUUAUGGUGCUCAGUGUCUUUCCAAGUGCCAGGCACAGGCUUCCUUUUCUGAUCAAACGUACCAUUUUUUUACAUUUCACAACUAUAGACAGUCACUUCUGCAGUCCCAGUUUAAAAAUGCAGAACUGCUUUAUCCAAGAAUGCUGAAAAAUACUGUUCUAUCCGGGUUUUAUAAACUAUAAAAGCAGAUUUUGCUUUUGUUUGUUAAUCAUAAGCAUGGCCGAGCAUCGUGGAUUAGCCUGAGGCUUAAAAUCAGAUACCUGUCUGGUAAGAUGACCACUAUCUCACUAUCAAGAGCCUGCAGAGCCAUAUUCCAGACCUGUGACCGCCCAGAACACAUAGUUCCCACAUUUCUAAUUUGGAGCAAAUCUAAAAGGUUCUGAGCGAUUGGACAGCUCUGCCUUUCCUCUUGAGACUGUGGAUAUAGUCCUUCUCGGAUUAGCUGGAAAUGCGGACAGAGUUCUCAUUUAUCCCAGACAAGAUUUUGAUGAAUUUAUAUUGGUUGUAAUGAGGCCCAAAUGACUCUCUCUUAACAAUUCAAGCAGUAGACAGAGGUGCUCACAAAUACCAAAAACAUCUUUUUGUCUACUUCGCAGGUCUCCAAACGUGGUAAUAUUUAAGCCCAUUUGUAGAAGAAAUCUUUUAUAUGCUAUAUUACACCUUGAUAUCUAUAUGAAACGUUGCUUAUAUUAAAACAUGUAGAUAACUUGCUGGAAUUUAGGAUUUUGUUAUAUUUUUAUAGAAAACACAAGAUCCAUUCAUUUGAUUUGUUCAUUUGAGAAUUUUUUUUUUUUUGCCUGAAAACCCAUUAAAAGGAAACAUGCCUUGUGCAUAAGUUUUAUAUUUAUUCCUACAUUUUAUUCAUUUUUAAUGUAUGGGCAAUUGGUGGCACGUGGCUACAUCAUGAAUUUCUAGAGUCUGAAAAAAAUGCUGUCAUCAUUUUUGCAAUUCAGACAACAGGGGUAAACAUUUUACUUUAUGUAAUUGCCACGUCCCAAGAUGUAAAAUGGCAGUAAUUUAUGACCACAUAUGGAAGAAAUUCUCCAAACAGCUACCUUAUGUUUCUGCAUGUAUAUGAAAACUGAGUAAUAUUUCUCAGUGUAUUUCCUUGCAUUCAAAUAGUUCAAUUCUGUUGUGUUUAUAUAGAUAAUUCACAAAUCUGUUCAUUAAAUUUUUUAUUUGAGAAUUUUUAUUUCUUUUGACCAAAAACACAUUAGAACCUGUGAGUAAAUUCUGAAGGUUUUAAGAUUUACUUCAGUUUGUCAUCAGUUUCAAAUAAAUCCCUAAUACGUAACAGGUAAAAUACAGUUUCUUGUCCACUUUCAUGUGGUUUUACAUGGCAGAGACUUAGCUGAGUCAAUAAGUAUAAUCACUCUAGUUUAUUCAAGGAUGUUUGACAACUUUCAACUUCCAUAUAUAUAUAUAUAUAUAUAUAUAGAAGGCCAUGUCAAUACUAGUAUCAUUGGAUAUAACUUUUAUUCUUAAUCAGAGGGCGAAUUGAUUAGAGAAGAAUUUUUAGUAGAUACACAGACUAAUAUUUGUGUGAUUAAAGAGGUUCUUUUGACCAAUUUUAUUCUUCAGAAUAAACAAACCCCUACAGUUAAAAUGCAAAGAUGCCUGUCAUCUAAGUAUUGAAAGAAUUUUUGCCUUAUCAAGAGUUGUUUUUAAAAAGUUUAAUGAAUUCAUUGCAAUUCUUUGCAAACAAAAGGGCAGAUACUGGGCUUCUACAUGCUAUCCUUAAGAGCUUCUCCCCCUCACCCAUUCCUAGUGCUCUUGGUAUACGCUUGGGAAAAUUACGUCCUCCAGGAGAAAGUGUUAGAGGGAACUGACAUUUUAGGAAUGCUUAUUCAGAAAAAAAUCCUAGAGUUGAUUCAUUUUUUUCCUCCAUUCUGCAAAAGAAGAUCCCUUUGUUAAGCAGCUCACUUGGGAAUAUGAUUCUUGGAGUCAAUGAUCUCUAAACAAACUGGAUUAUCAACUAUUUACAACGUCUAUACAGUAUAAACUACCUCACUCGCCUUUCUUGGGAAAAAAAAAAUGAAUGGACUUUAACAAUUGUUGUUACAAACUGUGCCUGAAUCUUAUUAUUUAAAUCGCUUCAAUUAGCUUUCAGUGUAUGUUUAAUAAUAUACAUUUAAUGACGAAAAACGUUUUCAGCAAAGCUUUAAAAGCAGAAAUACUGUGUAACUGUGAUCUGUGUGGUAUACUCUGAGAGAAUUCUGUGCCCUGCUCGUUGUCUUGAGUUUCUAACCACGUGCAGACGCGAGUGUUCAGGAGUAGGAAUUAAUGUCCAUCUUUUCUUUCAGGCAUUUUCAUCUGGUGUCCACCUAUUUCACUUGACUGAAAGCUCACAUGAGUUAAAAUGUCCCUUCUUCCUAGCGGGCGUAUUUCAACUGUUCUUCAUAAAUGUUUAUUUGCCUUAAAAGACUUUGUGUUAAGGGAUUAAAUAGUUUCUCUGACAGGCAGUUUUUAACUAUUUUCUACAAAUAAAAAUAAUACGACAUGGGAUUAGAGUGUGUGUUUUCAAGCAUUUUUAACAGUUUUACACACUUACAUACACCUUAAUUAAAAAUUUUUGUUUCUGUCAGACAUUUACCAACUAUUUUCUAAAACUAAUUUGAUUGACAAAUCAUGACACUAGAAAACACCAAUGUUUUAAGUCUUUGCCCAUCUCAAAAGCAAAUAAUGAUUCUUCUGUUCCAUCAGCUUUCAUUGUUAAGUAGAAUAUGUAUGUUGCAUUUUAUCCUUAAGAAAUAAAGAGAAAAA
Molecule: messenger RNA, 9264 nt
Organism: Cercocebus atys (sooty mangabey)
Lineage: Eukaryota; Metazoa; Chordata; Mammalia; Primates; Cercopithecidae
Gene: ARHGAP28
Product: Rho GTPase activating protein 28
Exons: 18
Coding region: 3643-5727 (694 amino acids)
Biological process (GO): negative regulation of stress fiber assembly; signal transduction; regulation of small GTPase mediated signal transduction
Cellular component (GO): cytoplasm
Molecular function (GO): GTPase activator activity
Source: RefSeq, a predicted model, not a curated record